Messenger RNA from Juglans regia (Persian walnut), 921 nucleotides. RefSeq lists its product as uncharacterized. The transcript has a single exon. NCBI's taxonomy places the organism in Eukaryota, Viridiplantae, Streptophyta, Magnoliopsida, Fagales, Juglandaceae. The record is from RefSeq and is a predicted model, not a curated record. Bases 1 to 921 code for a protein of 306 amino acids.
AUGGCUUCUUCAUCAUCUUCUUUUGUCUCUCAAGAGGAGUUCCACAUAUUCCAUUCCAUUGACCGAGAGCUCUACACUAUUCUUGUGAUCAACCUCUGGCGAGAUCCAGUGGAGUCUAUUCAAGUUAUGGCCUUGUGGCUUUGGUUGGAGAAACUGGGAUUUGAUAAUGUUGUGAAGAAGAUGACAUCCUUGCCUUACAUUUUGAUCAAUGAACUUGCAGACGAGGCUAUAAUAUGCCUCAACUGCAUUCACAGGAACCUAACAUCUUCCUCAUCCGAGAACUAUGAUAUUCCUCUCCUUCAAGUGCUGGUGGAGAAAGAGAUAUCUCUCCCAUUUUUCCUCGAUAAUCGGCUAAAAGGCAUUGCAGGAGUCGCGAAAAUUGUGAACGAUGUAUGCGUCAGAGCAUUCUCAGACAUAAUGCAGAAAGCCAUUGAAAGAAAUGCUGCUCAAAGCUUAGCAGAAAGCCAGAUGGCAAUGUCAUCUUCGAUUCAGCAAUCCUUAGCUGUUCACUCAGGACUCCAUCUUUUGGGAGCUGCUGGAGGCGAUCUGAUUCAGCAGCAAACCCCAGGAAAUCCUGAGAUUCCAGCAGAUGACAGGACCAUGUUUGUUACAUUCUCCAAAGGCUAUCCCGUACAAGAAUGGGAAGUGAGAGAGUUCAUCACAAGAUCAUAUGGAGAUUGUAUAGAGUCAUUGCACAUGCAAGAAGUGCAGCCACAUGAGCAAGCCUUGUUUGCUCGUAUUGUUUUUCACAAGGCUUCAACCAUGGAAAUGAUACUCGGCGGCAUCGGAAAGGUAAAGUUUACCAUUAAUGGUAAGCAUGUUUGGGCUCGAAAGUUCGUACCAAAACGUAAUAAGUCCUCUUCAUUGCUGCCACCACUGAUGCCAUCUCAUUUGCCCGCCGGCACCUCAUUCCGGCCUUGA